AUGGCAUCAUCGAUGAGCAAUAGUAUCAGCAGUAAUGGCGGGAGUGUUAAAAUUGUGAAUAAUAAUAGUAAUAACAAUGGUAGUAAGAUUGAAAGAGGUCACCAAAUGUACAGAGAUGGAAGGCACGAGGAAGCGCUUGGGUUUUAUACGGAGGCGCUGUCGUCGGCCAAGACCGUUCCUCAGAAAAUCGCUCUCCACAGCAACCGCGCCGCCUGCUUUCUCAAACUCCAAGACUUCAAAAAGGCAGCCGAGGAGUGCACGUGGGUGCUGGAGCUGGAUCAGAAUCACACUGGAGCGUUGAUGUUACGUGCUCAAACAUUAGUUACUCUAAAAGAAUACAAUUCUGCUCUUUUUGAUGUCAAUAGGCUCAUUGAAUUGAACCCAUCCUCUGAAGUAUAUCGAAGUCUCCAGGCCCGUUUGAAGACGCAAUUGUCACUUGCUCCAAUACCCGAGGAUGAUGGAGAGCUUGAAGAAGAAGAGGAAGAUGAUGUGUUUGAGGGAAAAGAGAUAAACGCAGUGGAAGGACAUGAAAAUAAGCAAGAAAAGCAAGUGAUAGAAGCAGCAGAUCCUAUUGAGCAGAGGGCUGAGGUUAAACAGAUUGCUCCAAACAGUAAAGGUAAAUCAUCUGAACAAGACCCCUCCUUUGGAUGGCAAGCCAUCCCUAAACCAAAAGGACAUUCACAACUUGAUUACUCAAGGUGGGAUAGAGUUGAAGACGAAUCAAGCGAAGACGACUCUUCAGAAGAAGAUGAGGAUGAUGAAGAUUCUCGUCCUCAAUACCGAUUCCGGGUUAGAACUGUUGGUGUGCGGCCUGUUAAGUGA
This is a messenger RNA of Oldenlandia corymbosa var. corymbosa, 822 nucleotides long. NCBI's taxonomy places the organism in Eukaryota, Viridiplantae, Streptophyta, Magnoliopsida, Gentianales, Rubiaceae. The record is from the annotation of a GenBank genome assembly.